CCUUCGCCUGCACCCAGUGCGGCAAGCGCUUCACCCAGAAAACCAACCUAGUGACGCACCAGAGCACCCACACUGAUGUCCGCCCCUACCCCUGCGGGCAGUGCCAGAAGUGCUUCAAGGACAAGGUCUCUCUCAAAGCCCACCAGAAGACACACGCCCCACGCCAGCGGAGGUGCCCAGGCCGGGGUCCGGCUCCCACUCUGCCCUUCGGGGCUGCGCCCACACUGCUGCAGCCGGGGAGCCUGGAGCAGGAGGCUCCUUUCAGUCCUAUGCCACCUCUGCCUGUUCAGAAGAUCCCCGAAGGCCAAGAGCUGUUCUCGUGCACGGAGAAGGGCUUCCCCUCGAAGGAGCAGCUGCUGCCUGCACAGCAGGCCCCGCUGGGGGAGCAGGCCUUCCCUUGCGUGCAGUGUGGGGAAGGGUUUUGCCCCAAGGUGACUCUGCUCCGGCCACAGCAUGGCCCCACUGCCGAGGCUCCUGCCGGCUGCACUGCGGGCUUCAGCCCUGGCCCUCACCUCCUGGGGCACCUGGGGGUGCAGUCCGUCCUUGGGGAUGGCACGGCCCCCACACCUCCCACCCCCGGAGCGGAGAAGCCCUUCAUCUGCAAUCAGUGCGGCAACAGCUUUGGCCUGUGGAUCUCCCUGGUCGCUCACCAGAAGACUCACUUGGGGCAGAAGUCCUACCAGUGCCCUGAGCACGACAAGAGCUCCGGAGACGAGCUGUCCUCCAAGUCUCCCCAAGAGAAGGACAUGGAGGGGAGAGCCUGGCUGUGCCCCGAGUGCGGGAGAAGCUUCGUGCAGUAUGAGCGUUUGGUAAAGCACCGCCAGAACCACCGGGGCCGGGGGCCUUAUCGCUGCGACGUCUGCGGGAAGAGGUUCAGCCUGAAGACCAACCUGGUGACGCACCAGCGCAUCCACACCGGCGAGCGGCCCUUCACCUGCGGCGUCUGCGGCCGCCGCUUCAACCAGAAGGGCAACCUGGUGACGCACUACCGCACGCACACCGGGGAGCGCCCCUUCGCCUGCACCCAGUGCGGCAAGCGC
This is a messenger RNA of Numida meleagris (helmeted guineafowl), 1040 nucleotides long. RefSeq names its product gastrula zinc finger protein XlCGF7.1-like. Gene Ontology annotation, biological process: regulation of transcription by RNA polymerase II. NCBI's taxonomy places the organism in Eukaryota, Metazoa, Chordata, Aves, Galliformes, Numididae. Gene Ontology annotation, molecular function: RNA polymerase II cis-regulatory region sequence-specific DNA binding; DNA-binding transcription factor activity, RNA polymerase II-specific. The record is from RefSeq and is a predicted model, not a curated record. The transcript has a single exon. The annotation marks the transcript as partial.